This is a messenger RNA of Caenorhabditis briggsae, 1170 nucleotides long. Gene Ontology annotation, biological process: CDP-choline pathway; phosphatidylethanolamine biosynthetic process. The transcript is spliced from 7 exons. The record is from RefSeq and is a predicted model, not a curated record. Gene Ontology annotation, molecular function: ethanolamine kinase activity; choline kinase activity. Gene Ontology annotation, cellular component: cytoplasm. Lineage: Eukaryota; Metazoa; Nematoda; Chromadorea; Rhabditida; Rhabditidae. Bases 1 to 1170 code for a protein of 389 amino acids.
AUGCAUUUGUCUGAAACUGCUGUUGAUUUUCGUGAUCCAACCCCACCGGGAAUCAAAUUCAGUGAAGAAUUGACUGACAAUCCGCCAAACUUGCAUGGCUUUGUUGAAGCAUACAUUAAUGCUGAUAAUGAAAAGUUCUUCACAGAAAAUGAUCCAAGUUCUGAAGCGAUUCUACAAAAAGUGAUCAAUCUUGGUGUUGAUUUUUUAGGUAGAGAAUGGAAGAAUACCGAUAAAAGUCAAGUGAACGUUAAAAAGAUUCUAAACCUUGGAGGUGGCGAUUUUAAUUUAUUCCCCACUCAUGUCACUUGGACUGAUCACCCAGAUUCAAUUUCCCUUGAGAACUUACAAAAAGAAAUCAAUCUAAUGGAAUCUUGGACAAAUGAGAUUUUUGAGGAUACUGUAGUUUUCUGUCACAACGACUUGGCUGUAGAACGAGGACUUGGUCCAAAACUCUACGGCUUUUUUGAAGGAGGACGUUUGGAAGAAUACCUUCCAAGUGAAGGAUUCACUGAAGAUGAUUAUUGGAAACCUGAAGAACUUGAAGGAGGGGAUUACGAAAUUCUACCAACCACCGUAACCUAUUCUGAUCAUCCAAAAACAAUUUCGGUUCAGAAAUUGAGUGAAGAAAUUGACACCUUUGAGAAAUGGGCAAGAGAAGUUUUCGAGCACACUUUGGUUUUUGGACAAAUUGAUUUUGGGGUGUCAAAUGUUCUGGAGCUGAAUUCUACAAAAGAAAUGGUUCUCAUUGAUUGCGAGUUCUCAUCAUACAAUUGGAGAGGGUUUGAUCUUGCAAUGUUUGUAUCUGAAUCGGCAAUCACAUUCAAUGUUCCAUUUCCACCUGGAAUAAAAAUCAGUGAAGAUCUGACUGAUAACUCUCCCAACAUUCGUAUUCUAUGCGAAGCUUAUCUAGAUGCUGAUAAUACGCUCAAAAAUCAUAUUCCCUCUGAUCGAUCAUCUGAACUGGAGUCUCUAAUCCAGGAGUGUCUCUUCUUCUGGCCUCUCACUCAUUUAUUCUGGGCACUCUCUGCUAUGAAACAUGCACUUUUAAAAUUCGAAAACGGGGUGGAUUUAGAUGUUCAAGCUCGGGAUAGAUUGGCAGUUUACUUUCAUUUGAAACCAAGAUCUCAAAAAAUUUACGAAAAGUUGAAAAAGUGGAAGAAGGCACUUUGA